This is a messenger RNA of Populus trichocarpa (black cottonwood), 2485 nucleotides long. RefSeq lists its product as uncharacterized. Gene Ontology annotation, molecular function: exopolyphosphatase activity. NCBI's taxonomy places the organism in Eukaryota, Viridiplantae, Streptophyta, Magnoliopsida, Malpighiales, Salicaceae. The record is from RefSeq and is a predicted model, not a curated record. Gene Ontology annotation, cellular component: cytoplasm. The coding region runs from base 174 to 2147 and encodes 657 amino acids. The transcript is spliced from 9 exons.
GAAUGCCGGCUAACAUUCUUUCCAUAUAGCUUUCCUUUGAUUGAUACUAUCAAUGUCCCAAAUAUUGGAUUAUUUGUCCAGGUAGAUGUGCAGAUAUACAUGACAGUGCAAACGUACUCUUGUGAUAUGAAUCAAAAUCAAAGCACCACUCUCUCUCUCUCUCUGUCUCGGCCAUGAUGAUGAUGGAUAGGAGAUUUAGCAGGGAGUCCUCGAGAGAAAGCAAAGGGUCUAUAACCCUGCAAAAGAAAAUUGUUGAGAGUCAGAGACCAAACAAAACCAAAAAUGUACCAGACCUCACAGAUUUCAUGAAUGACAUGUUCUUUGGGACCGUGGACAAUGACAAGAGAUCGUAUGACUUAACUGGGGGCCAUUCGGAAGACGAAGAAGAAAGUUUCGAUGACAGUACAAGGAGCAACAGCAGUAAGUUAACUCAGGAGUGGCUAGAAGAAGCUAGACGUAUGGUGGCGUCAUCUCCUUCGAGGUGUGAAUCCCCUUCUAGACUAGUUGGAUCACCAAGGUUUGCAGCCGUUCCUGCCAGGCUGUCGUCAGCCUCUAUACUUGAUAGGAGGGACCCACUCUCCAGGUCUGCUAGAAGGCACAGAUCAAAGGAAGCUUUCAGUGGAGAAAUACUAACCAAAUCAGCAAAACAUAGCCGUAAUAAAUCAGAAUCAUUAGUCGAGACUCCUGCAGAGCCAUCCCCAGCAUCACAAUUCCAAGGGUGGUUCUCCAACAUCCUCAAACCACCCUCUAAUUUCAAUGCCCCAGUUCCAGACCCCAGCAGCCCCCACCUAUCCAACGACCGUUCCUCCCCACUCUUGGAUCCACCGGCCCUGAAUCUGCCACCUCGGCAGUCAUCAUACCGAAAGUCCCGGUUCCAAACUGAGCCCCCGGCGACCACCGCUCAGGGAAUUCCAGCCACUUCACGUAGAACUUUCAAGCCAGCUCCAAUAUUACGACAAGACAUUCAUUUGCUUUCUCCACCAAAGAAUCUUAUUGAGUCAGCUCAAAGGAGAUCAAUAUCAUCAAACAAAUGUUCCAAACCAGAGACUCAACCGCUGUCCCCACCAAAGAAUCUCAUGGAGUCGUCUCACAGGAGGUCUAUAUCAAAGUCUACUUGUUCCAUUGAGAAAGUUGCACCAAAGCCUCUUGUAAGUGGGUGCAAAAAGGAAGAAGAGGGAGAAGAAGAUUUUAGUCUUAAUGGAUUCCUUAUAGAGGAAAAAACCAAGAUUGAGAAGAUCUUGAAUAGGGAGCUUGAUUCUAAGGCCAAAAUCAUCCUUUCUGGUCCUUCAAACAGUACUAGCUCAAUGGUAGCAGCUAUAUGCUACGCGUUGUUGUUGGCAAAUAGAAUGACGAAGAAUAAAGGAAAUAGUGACAGAGAGGGAACUGUGGUAUUCCCUGUGAUGAAUACAAGGAGAGGGAGAAUGUGGAAGCAGAGACAAGCUGCUUGGUUAUUCCAACAUGUUGGCCUUGAUGCUACCUCAUUGCUCUUCGCUGACGAGGUGGAUUUGGAGAGUCUAAUGAUGGAAGGGAAAUUAAACAUUCUUGUUGUUGGGCAAGAUAUCCUCAGAACUAACGGCGAGGUUGGAUCACAGUGCACUAUUCUUACCGAUAACUACUGUGAAGAUGCCUAUGAUCUACUUCAAACUCCAGUGCUGAAAAAGCUUUUGCUUGCAGGUAUCCUGUUAGACACACAAAAUUUGAAUGCAUCUGCUACCUGUUCUAUGACAAGAGAUGCAGAGGCAGUUCAGUUGCUUCUAGUUGGCUCAACCCCAAAAUAUAGAAAUGCCCUUUUUGAUCAAUUGAUGCAAGAUCAAAGAGACAGCUCCUUUAUUGAAGCACUAAGGCACAACUAUGGAAAGCCCCCCAGUGAGACUGAACAUAUAGGUGGUCGUGAUAAUGGAGCACAAAUGGACCAUAGAGGAACAGAAAGCAGGCCAACCCCUGUCUCUCGACAUGAAGCCAUCCCACAGAAUUCAGAUAAAAAUUCUAAUAAUGUAAGGAAUGGGAAGCCUAACAAUACAACAAAGCAGCUCCUGCAGCAGCACCGACAGAAGCAAGUUCUGAUGCCUCUCGCGGAAAGAACAAGUUCUUCCUGGCAAAGUGGUUUGGUUUUGGUAAAUAAAGAUCAUAAAAACGUUGAUUUGUGACGAGAUUAGAUUUUUUUUAGUGGACAGCUAGUUUCCCUGAAGAAAAAUCUGUUGUGCCUAAUUUAUUAUAUAUAUAUAUAUAUAUAUAUAUUUUUUUUUGUUUUUUUGGUGUGAAAGAAUAAUGAUGGAAGGCACUGAAUAGCCAUUGGCAACAUCAUCUCAUUGUAGCAAUCGUUGUUGAUGGCGGCAAUCUUGUUGUUUACAAAUAAUUGUUUCCACUUGCUAGUCCAUCAAAAGCAAGUAUUUUGUCGCCCAUAUUCUUCAGCACAAAUACAACUAUUAUUAUUAUUAUUAUUAUUACACCUUAAUUUAGACAUGAUCCUGUAAUUAUUUAUGUU